UAGAACUCGCCGGUCAUGUUUUGACGAAGCACGCCGUAGAUUCAAAGGUUUCACGUUUUUCCACAAUGUUUUCGCUGGUCAAACAAUCCUGUUAUUUAAGUUCUAUGACUGAACAAGUUCUCCGCGGUGGUUUUACUGUUUGUUGCUGUUAUUUUAGACUGAAUUCGUACGUUUUUGUCUCUUUGAUCAAGUUAAAACAAUGAAGCUAAAAUAGGCAGCAAAGAAGUUCAAGAAAAAAAAAAUUACCAAACAGUUUGAUUUGUUCUUAUUCUUGAAACUAUCGAUUUCUAUUAUUUCAUGGAUUUAUUGUUCAGCAAGAUGUUAUGCUAGCUGGUGUUUAUCUGUGUAUAAAUGGAGCCGGGUUCGGAGGUUCGGCUGAGGGUGGCCCAGUGUUUCAGGACGCUCUCGUCCUCCACGGAUCAUGGGGACAUUAUUGACGCCCUGAAGACGCUGAACUCGUAUCUAAACGAUGGAGCUGAAAGCAGAACCACCUCAGCUGAGCGGGAGGAGUUCCGGAGAUCCCACUACAGCCGAACUCUGCGGGUUCUUGUGGGCCAGCUCCAGGCAGACUGGAUGCACAGCCUUUCCGCCGCUCAGCUCUCACAAGUGUGGGACCCCCUGUUCCUUAAGGGCCCCCCAGAUCAGGCGCUGCUGGUGCUGAUGGAGGCGGUGUCGGAGCUCAGUCCCAGCACAGGUCUAGACCGCCUGGUCUGCGUCACGGAAAGGUUCCUUCAGAGCGGUCAUCUGGCUGACCUGUUGUGGUCCUUCUGUCUUCAGCCAGCUCCCUCAGGCUCUCCUCAGCUUAGAGAGACCCUGCUGGCUCGUUUAACAUCGCUACCAGAUAUCACCGCCAACAAGCUCCACCCCAACAACAGAGCUCUGUUUGUUCCCCAGCGGUACUACCCCCUGCUGGCCUCAGAGAUGCUCGCUGCUCUGGAGAGAACCUGCCAGGCGCUCAGAGGUGGCACUGACUGCUCUUCAACAUUUGUAGCUCAGACACUUGGCAAAGUGUGCGUCCAGGGGCACAGCGGCCCGGUGCUGGCAGUGAUGGCCCCUCGGCUGGCUGUCUGCACGCGCUCAGACAUGGUGUGGCAGCGGGUGUGCUGGAAGCUGCUGGAGAACGUUCCUGAGCGGUGGAUGGAAAGCGUGCUCACCGGGCUGGUCCAGGCUGUGAAGAGCCCUGAUGCUUUCAGCCGCAUCGUUGGAAAUCUAGUGCUAACCAAUAAAAAGGCUCAUUUUGUGCUGACUCAUAAAGUGCUGCUACUGCAGUAUAAGUAUGAGACUCCGGUCCUGAGGACUCUUCUUGGUUACCUGGCCUCAGACAGCGAUCGAAGGCCGCUCCUCAUCCAGGUGGUGCGGUCGGUGUCACAGGCCUGGGCCAACCCCAGCGCAGUGAAACACACCCCUCUGGAGCAGCAGCUCUAUGUCAGCAAAACCUUACUGCUGACUGUGAGUCUGCUGACCGACUCCGAGUUGCAAGAGCUUCGCUCAGAUUUACUUCAGUGCAUGCUCGGUGGCAUGCAGAGCCAUCUGGACAGCAGCGUGGUGCGUAUCAGAACCAUGGGCAUGGUGGUGGGAGAAUGCCUGAGCUCUCGCAUGGAGAUCAAUGGCACCAAACUCAAGUUUGAGUACAAGCAGAAUGAAGAAACCCGUGAGCUGCUGUCUCUCAUGACCCCCAGCGUGGGUACCGAGCCCGAGCCUGUUGAUGGAGCUGACUUUGCUGAGGAGACCAGAGAACCAUCCACUCACAGAUCAACGUCACAAAGCAGACCAGCAUCUCAACGAUCAAAGAGCGAUCCAGACUCCGAUCUCGACAGCGAUGAUGACUUGACUCCGUAUGAUAUGUCUGGAGAUCAGGAGAUGAGUCGGGUGUCCCCACCUCGUUACCUGCGGGACUGUCUGGAAACUCUGAUAUCCUCUGAGGACUCAGAGCGAGUGGAGCUCAGUCUGAGAGUUGCUGAGAGUUUGGUGCGGAGGAACGUCUUUGCAACGAAGGAGAUCAGUGUCCAGAUGACCAAAGUGCUUCUUCACAUGGAGGAUAAAUACAGCAUUGAUGGCUUCCUGGCUCUCCGACAGGCAGCUAUGGUGGCUCUCACUGUCAUCGACUCUGUUCCUGUUACUCAGUAUUUGACCACAGAGUUUUACUCCUUGAACUACAGCCUCCGGCAGCGACUGGACAUCUUGGAGGUCCUUGCCUUGGCAGCUCAGGAGCUCUCGAGACCAGCCUCUGAUAAAACCACUCCAUCCACCAGCACCACCUCGGAGCUGACAUCAUACCAGACCAACAACCCUGCUGACUGGAGGCAGGUUGUGGACAAGAGGAUCCAAAGCAAGACAAAACUCAUCUCUAAGGGUUCCACACAGCCUGUGACUAAGGCUGCUCCAAACCGUUAUGCUCCGGUUGCUGGAUACUUCUUUUUUCCUCUCCUCAGAAACUAUGACAAGCCUGAGGUAACCUUUGACCUGUUGGGCAGUGACCAGCUGGUUCUGGGCAGACUGAUCCACACUCUGGGGCUCUUCAUGCACCUGGCUGUCAACGCACCGAUAGCUACACAGAUGGGCGCUGCUUUGUUGGACUUUCUGUGGGCAGUUCGGUACCAUGCUGACCAGAUGGUGAGGCGAGGAGUCCUCUUCGCGGUCUGCUCCGUAUUUCUGAGCGUGCCCAGUCAAAGUCUGCUGGUGGACCUCAGCGAACAGCUCUUUGAGACCAGAACUUGGCUUGCAGAUGUGGCCGAAGGAGACCCUGAUGCGGACUGCCGCAGUUUAGCCGUGCAGAGCCUGGUGCUGCUGGAUAAGAGUCUGAAGAAGCAGCUACAGGAUCCGACAGCCCUGAGCCUUGAAUCGUGAUCACAGCAGCUGCAGUGAUCAGUGAACUGUCUCUGCAUGUAAAAACACACAUAAAGAGAGUUAGUUAUGUUCCAGCAACUAAGAUGUCACCCAGUAAGAGGUGGUGGAGAUGACGUCCCAGAUGUUUACUGGGACAAAUGAUGGGUCUGCUGUAUAUGGAGUGAUCCAUGGAAGGAUGUCCUUAGAGCUUCAGAUUAACCAUCGCAGGUGCUUUUUCUUUUUAAACACAUCCUGGAACAUUCAGCUAGCCGCAGGAAAAGAAGGGCACACUGGUGACCAACGUUGUUCACAGAAACCUGCAGCGUAUAAAGUAGGAUGUUUACGGAUGGAAUAUUAGUCAGUUCCUAAAGAACGUCCUGUAAGAAUUCAUGCUUUGGAUUCUUUUUUAGUCCUGAAUAUCUGGCUUACAUCCUUUUGAUCGUCUUUCCUGUACAAACAGCUGUUUUUGUUUCUGAAGGACACCCUGUGAAUAUUUCUGUGCAUUUAAAAGUGAUGGAAGUACUACUACUAUUACUACUACUACUUCUUCCAGUGGUGACAGCUAGUGGAAGAUGUGUUAAUCUGUAGAAGCUGAAAUAUUCUCAAAUUAAAAUGUUUUUUACAAAAACAAAUUAAUUCUGAAUAUUUCUUCGACAAAAUAGUUUUUGUUUGAAACAUCUUUAUUUCUUUUGUUCAUUUUUUUUGUCCCAAACUACGGCUGUAAAUUAAUGAAUGGGAUCAUUUUAUAAAUAUAAAAUACCUAGAAGCUGUUUUUUUAAAUUCAUGCUAUACAUUUCUAAGUUUAUCCAUGUUUCUGAGACCUUCUGGCUCACUAUCAAUGACUUUCUGUUUAUCAGAGUUCUCAGUAAAAAUUUUACACUUUUAAAACCAAAUUUUCACCCUUUUGUCUUAUUGUUUUUCAAAGAAUGCGACAUAAUCCUGAAAGCUUUAAGCAACCAUCUCAGAACAAAACAAUAAUGUUCACCAUGAUGUGUUCAUCAAAGUACAUCAUAGACACUCUAAAACUAUUACUAUUCAUAAAUAAUAUGUAUAUAUUACUAUGAGCAGUAAGAAUGUUGUUAAAAACAUGCUAAAUGACCAAAACUUUAAAAGGGACAAAAAAAAAAAAAAAAACCCAGAACGUAAUAGAAACUGAGGCAGAAUACUGUAGAUAAGUCUACUUAUUUUAACAGAAAUAUGUGUUUGGUUGAUUGGGCCUAAUUUUAUGUUGCAACUGUGCUUCUUUAUAAUAAAGUACUGUUGGAAAAUCA
Messenger RNA from Girardinichthys multiradiatus, 4097 nucleotides. RefSeq names its product TEL2, telomere maintenance 2, homolog (S. cerevisiae) (gene telo2). Bases 352 to 2847 code for a protein of 831 amino acids. Gene Ontology annotation, molecular function: telomeric repeat DNA binding; Hsp90 protein binding. NCBI's taxonomy places the organism in Eukaryota, Metazoa, Chordata, Actinopteri, Cyprinodontiformes, Goodeidae. Gene Ontology annotation, biological process: protein stabilization; telomere maintenance via telomerase. The transcript has 20 exons. The record is from RefSeq and is a predicted model, not a curated record. Gene Ontology annotation, cellular component: cytosol.